CUAGUUUUCGAAAUUUUCUAAAUAAAUGGCCGGGCAAAAAGUAUUUUGGUAUGUAUAGAUUCCUUCCGAUAUUUUUCGUACUAGGUGCAGCACUGGAAUUUUCAAUGAUUAAUUGGCAUGUUGGCGAAAUAAAUUUUUAUAGAACAUUCAAGAAGAGACAAGCUAAAAAUUUAGCAGAACAAGAAAUUGAAAAAGAUAAUCAAACAAUCUAAAUAAAGACUAACGUAAAGAUGCCCGCAGGUGUUAGUUGGGGAAGGUAUUCACUAUUUUCAAUAGCAGCGCUUUUAGCGAUGUUAUCCGGAUCUCAAGUAGUUCAUUUGUACUAUAAACCUUUAUCUGAUAUAGAUAAAUAUAUUGAAGAGGAAAAAAGGAAAUUAAAAGGAUCAAAAACUUGAUUAUCUUCAUUUUAUAUGUAAAUAUUGUUAAAUAAAAAGUUAUUAGAUUUGUUUAAUCACUUUUUUGUAUUUAAUAAAUGAUUCAAUUUCCCAAAAUAAAAGUUGCAAUAGCAGUACUUCAAUGAAUAUUAUCAGAUUCAUGAGUAGUUCAUUUGUACCAUGAAUAUUUUCUCUUAUAAAUAAAUAAAUUGAAGAAAAAAAAGAAUAUUGAAACAAUCAAAAACUUUAUUAUUAACAAUUUAAAUGUAAAUAUUGAUAAAUAAAAAAUUAUUACAUUUGUUUAACCAAUUUUUUUAUUUAGAAAUGAUUUAACAAAACAAAAUUUGCAAUAUGAAAGUAUUAAAAAUACUAAUAAAUUUCUAAUUUUUUCUGUUCUGUUCAAAUAAAAAGAAGUAAUAAGGACUUGGAAUGAAAAUUAUUGUAUACAAUAUUAUUUUUUUUCUACCAUUAGUAUUUGUUUUCAGUAGAAGUACUUUUAUGAAUGUUAUCCGAUUCUAAAGUAGUUCAUUUGUACCAUAAACCUUUUCUCUUAUAAAUACAUAAAUUGGAGAGACAUUAAAAGAAUCAAAAAUUUGAUUAUCUCCAUUUUGAAUAUAAAUAUUGUUAAAUAAAAAUUUAUUAGAUUUGUUUAACUAUUUUUUUUUGUAUUUAGAAAUGAUUUAACUUCUCAAAAUAAAAAUAUUG
Messenger RNA from Diorhabda sublineata, 1079 nucleotides. Its product is annotated as ubiquinol-cytochrome-c reductase complex assembly factor 6. The transcript has 2 exons. Bases 231 to 395 code for a protein of 54 amino acids. NCBI's taxonomy places the organism in Eukaryota, Metazoa, Arthropoda, Insecta, Coleoptera, Chrysomelidae. The record is from RefSeq and is a predicted model, not a curated record. Gene Ontology annotation, biological process: mitochondrial respiratory chain complex III assembly.